UGCAGAGGGAGAAUCAGUCACAUUUGCACCAUCGCCCCCGUCAGGACGUACCCGGUACCCGUCACCGUCUUCGAACGCGAUCUGCACACAAACUUCUAGACUCUUUGCUGUUGUUGCCUGUUGUUCUUUUUUUUUUUGUUAAUUUGCAAACGCAAACCAAAAGCGAAAGUUGUACAACUUAUUUUUUGACUGUGUGACAAACCAAGGAAAAUUUCGACAUUUUUGGAUAUCAAAUAGGAAUUACCAGACGAACCAGAAAAAAGAUCCACAUCUAGACACACACAACCCGAUCGACGACUUAUAUCGCCGGAGAUAUCGCAGCUGUCAAGAUGCUCAAGUGGGCUGUGAACCAGCCCCGGCCCUCGUACCUGGCCAAGGAGCUGCCAGGGGGAGCCGUCACCAACCCCAAGUCAUCAGCAGCAGCGGCGGCAACAGGAGCUACAGGAGCAGCAUCUGCAGCCGGAUCAGGAUCAGGGGCAAGCAGCUACAGCGAGUUCCAUGCGCUGCGAGGAAAGCUCAAGCGAAAGUCCCUCUGCCUGGCCCUGGCCCACGGACAGGGGAAGGAGAACCAGCUGACCUCGACGCCACUGCCCGCCAGCUCCCUGUCCAUGCAACCACGGACACCGCUGCUCAAGGACCUCAGCAACAUCAUGUCCUCGCCCCUCACUACACCCACACCCCGCCCACACACUGCAGCAGCAGCUCCCACCGCCUACGCCUCCACACUGCCGACCUUCGAGGCGGAGUACUCCCCGAGUGCGGCCAUCAUCCCGGGUCCCCUGCUCGCCCUCCGCGGCAUGGGCAUCCCCGACAGCUACUUCGAGAAGCCGCGCUACCUGGAGCUAAAGGCCCUGCCCCAGCCCCUGCCCGUGCCACAAGCUCCUGCCACGAAGAGCGGCCAGACAACGCUCAGCUCCAGCCAGAUGGGAGACGUGACGCUGGAGCGGAUGAUCGAUGCCAUUCUGGAGAGCACCCGCAAGGCGCCAGCUCCCCGGCAGCAGCGUCAACGUCUGCGUCAUCGCCACAGACAUCACCCCCUGAGCAGCACAACCUCCGCUGACACCGCCACCCACUCGCCCACCUACCGACCCGCCUUCGACCCAGCCAGCGACCUCUGCGAGUACUGGAAGUCGCCGCACGCGAGUGGCUACGAGGAGCGGGAGGUACGCUCCCCCCAGCCUCCACCGGAACUGCCAGGCACCGCCACAGCCACAGCCACAGCCGAGAGUCAAUCCCAGGGGAAGAGGCGAUCCCUGCAGCUGCGGAGGCAGCGCGUGGUGCGACGCAAACGGAAGAUCGCCACCAGAAUCUCCUCCAGUGUGCGGCAUUCCGCCCAGAAGCUGCUGGCGGCCGCUCGCUCCGCCCAGAAGAUCCGCCACAUCAGCCCCGACAGCGGCCACAACUCCACCAGCGACUGUGACUUUGAGGAGGAGGCGGACUCGCUGUCAUCGCUGGGCGCCUGUGGAGGCCUGGGACUGGGCUUGGAGGCGGGAACCAAGCGGCGGCUGAGCUUCUCCUUCCAGGAGGACCUGUUCGUGGAGAAGUGAGAACGAGAAACAUCUUUGGCUGUCAACAGAUUAUUUGCCUUUCCCCACACUUUUUUUCGUUAAUACUUUUGUUUAAACAUUAGCAGAAUGUGGCUAAAAGCGCAGACUCGCAUCGGUAUCCAUAUCCAGAUAUAUUCCGCAGAUGAAUGAUAUGUUGAAAAUG
Drosophila subobscura is the source of this 1710-nucleotide messenger RNA. Its product is annotated as flocculation protein FLO11-like. Lineage: Eukaryota; Metazoa; Arthropoda; Insecta; Diptera; Drosophilidae. The transcript has 2 exons. Bases 330 to 1547 code for a protein of 405 amino acids. The record is from RefSeq and is a predicted model, not a curated record.